AUGGAUUCCGGAGAUUAUCCGAAUAGUCCGAUGUUCGGUGGUGCACGAUGGUCGGGUACAGAACCCGACGAAUACCGGCCAUUCGACACCAACGCCGAGUACGAUCCCGACUUUUCCACCCACUCAUACGGGCUGUCCGACAUGGAAUCGUCUCCACACCGCCCCUCCGCCGCCGCCGCUUCUGGGUCCGCCUCCAAGAAGAAGCGGACCAAGGCACGAGCCCAGAAGUUGCCUACAACGGAGGUAUGUGAAGAGUUCGCCCCGAGAAGGACGAACUACUCCGACCCCGAAUCCAUCGUCUUGACGAGAUGUUGGAUUGAUGUUUCGGAGGAUCCGGUGUACGCCAACAAACAGAGGGUGACUGCAUAUUGGGAGCGCAUCGCCGAGAAAUACAACGCGGCCAAGCCGGCGAACGCGUACAAGCGCCACAGGGAGCAGCUCCGCAAGCAUUGGGAUCAAAUAAAGAAGCAGGUAAAUUUGUUCGCGGGGGAGUACGAGAAGUGCGAGAGGGAGCAGGCCAGUGGCGAGAGUCUCGCGGAUGUGCGGGACAAAGCGAUGCAGUCGUACAUUUCAUUGUACGGCGAUUUCAAGCACUACCAGUCCUGGGCGCUCUUGAGAGAUAAGCAAAAUCCGAUGUUCGAGGAUGAGAGUUCCGGCACACCGAUGUCCUUCCGGCGUCCCCCUGGCGUCAAGGCUGCCAAGGGCAAGGGCAAGGGCAAGGCCACAUCCUCCUCCGUCGUGCCGCCUGAGCAAGCCCCGUCGCCGACCCCGAGUUCGACGUUGUCCGCGACUUCGACCGCGGCCCAUGCGUACGCGGAUUUGGCGGCCUCCUCCGACUACCGGACGUUGUUGGACGCGCACACCGCCCUCAUGCAGGCGACCAACCCGGCUCAAAUCGAGGGCAUCCAGCGGAUGAUCGAUGGCCUCAACCGCAAGUUGGGACUUCUCUAG
This is a messenger RNA of Salvia hispanica, 951 nucleotides long. Lineage: Eukaryota; Viridiplantae; Streptophyta; Magnoliopsida; Lamiales; Lamiaceae. The record is from RefSeq and is a predicted model, not a curated record.